UUUUUCCACAAUCGGUCUUCCCGUCGUCCUUUGCGCCGUGGUGACGUCAGGUCAGCUGAUCUGUGCUAGAGCAAGGAGAAAGAUGUCGCCGACAAGCUUCCGAAGGAUGAAGGCUCGAUUUUCCGUGGUGUUUGUCUUCUGCUUCUUUUUAACAACCGGUGUCUAUGGAGACACUUUUACAGUGCUACAGGCUCCGGACUUUGUGUCCUUCCAGAAAGGAGACUGGCCUGUUUCUGGGGAGAAGAUCCCAGACUUGGUGGCUUUAACAAUGGGCUUUUCUGUUCAAGAGGAUCUGUCCUGGUCCGGCCUCCGCUCUGGUUCUUUAUUCCGGCGUCCCAGUGCUAAUGUUCUGUUGGUGGUCAGAGGAGUUGAUAGCCUGGUUCUGCCUCAGAGCGUGGCCUCUUACCCCUUGGAGAAUCCGGUGCCCUUCACUUUGGAUAAUGUUGCAGAGACAGUUCACUCUCUUUUUGCUGAAGACACACCUGUAGUGCUGCAACUGGCUCCCAGUGAGGAGAGGCUGUAUAUGCUUGGAAAAGCCAAUGCCGUAUUUGAGGACCUACCAGUCACUUUGCAGCAGAUCCGUGCUCGUCUGUCCCAGGAUGGCUCUGUGCUGGCCUCCCUGCCCCUCAACUCUCUUAGCAGAAAUUCAGAGGCUGAUCUGCUCUUCUUGUCUGAGGUUCAAGUACUGCAUGACAUCACAGCUCUGUUACAAAGGCACAGGCAUUUAGCUAAGGACCACUCGCCUGAUCUCUACUCCUUGGAGCUGUCAGGCCUGGAGGAGCUGAGCCGGCUCUAUGGCGAAGAUUCUCCUCAGUAUCGUGACGCCACUGCCAUCCUGGCCUCUGUCCUGCAGAAGUUUGGGGAAGAGGUGUAUGGUCUCUAUGGCAACAAUGCUGUCGUGGAAGUUGUGACAGUGAAAAUGUUUGAAGCUCCUUUGACCAGGAAGUCUCGUUCCAUCCUGCAAUCUAGUCAGACUAAAAAUGAAGACCCAUACAACCGGGCCUACAAGUACAGGGCUGACUAUGCUGUGGUUUUCAACAUUGUGCUAUGGCUGAUGAUCAUUCUGGCUAUCGCGGUCAUCGUCAUUUCCUACAACCUGUGGAACAUGGACCCAGGCUACGACAGCAUCAUCUACAGGAUGACAAAUCAGAAGAUCAGGAUGGAUUAAGUCCUGUCCAUCUCCAGCUGUCCCCUGGGGUCUAUCUUGUGACCAUUUGUGUUUUGUGUGAGUUCUUGUUUAGUGGGAAAAUAAAUGUGAUGGCUUGAUGGGGUAUGGACUUAAUACUGAAUCACCACUUGUUUGUAACACGGUAGUUGAGUCUGAAUUUUAUCUUCAUUAUGAGGUUAGAUAUCCUCCUCCACUGGAAACCUUGACCAAAUUCUGACUUUCCCUCCCUCAGACUAACAUCAUCAUCAGUUCACAUCAUUCCUUAUAAUUUAAUUCUCCUGUUUGUUUGUUUUUUCCCUGGUGAUUGCAGUUGUAUUUUUAUUGUAAAAACUAUUGUGAUGUUAUGAAAGGAUGGAAAUUGUCUGGUUUCUGUUUGAAGUUGUGCUUGUCUUGAUGUGUGAAACUGUUUUAAAGUUAAAUUAAAUCUAUGUGUAUAUAUUGAAAAUACAACUAUGUGAGAAACUGCUGUACUCUCAUUGUGAGAUGUGAGGGGGCUACUGCUUCUGUUCCAAGUGAAAACUACUAAAUCGAUUGCAUAAAACUUGAUUAUAACAUUAGUUGUUAGGAUAAAAUCUGAAUAAAUGAAGCUCUGUAAAUGGCAAUGUAAUACCUGGCAAUAAAUUAUUACACCCAGA
Molecule: messenger RNA, 1803 nt
Organism: Betta splendens (Siamese fighting fish)
Lineage: Eukaryota; Metazoa; Chordata; Actinopteri; Anabantiformes; Osphronemidae
Gene: atp6ap2
Product: ATPase H+ transporting accessory protein 2
Exons: 9
Coding region: 83-1168 (361 amino acids)
Biological process (GO): positive regulation of Wnt signaling pathway
Cellular component (GO): external side of plasma membrane; membrane
Molecular function (GO): signaling receptor activity
Source: RefSeq, a predicted model, not a curated record